Ooceraea biroi (clonal raider ant) is the source of this 1949-nucleotide messenger RNA. RefSeq names its product probable serine hydrolase. The record is from RefSeq and is a predicted model, not a curated record. NCBI's taxonomy places the organism in Eukaryota, Metazoa, Arthropoda, Insecta, Hymenoptera, Formicidae. Gene Ontology annotation, cellular component: membrane.
ACCGCCUACAAAAUGAUAACCCGCCGUACAGCUGUAGAAUUGCCUGUAGAAAUUCGUGACGGUUGCCAUUCUAGCAGGCUAGAUUUAAUCGACAAUUGAUUAUUUUGUAAAUUUAUUCAAUAUGUAUGAAUAGUUGAGAUUACAGUCCAAAUAAAAAGAUACAAAUUAUGCUCGUCCAAUAAUUGACUAAUGUAAUAAAGAUUAAUAAUAAUUCCAUUCAUCGGCUUUUAGAUCAAUUCAGGCAGCUUAACUGUAAUCCCAGAUUUUCGUUUCAACACUUCAGGCAUACUGUAGAUUUCUUCUAUACUUUUCUCUGCUUUCUACAAUCUGUUUGCCUGGAUUGUACCAGCUUAUGUCGCACGAAAAUUGAUAUAUAAUCGAGCAUUGAGAAAGUUCCUUCCAGGAAGGUGCACAGUAUCAGAAUGGUGAAUGGUGCAAUCACACGUGCAAAACGUGUAACACAUCACGGUGAGAUUACACUUCGCACGUCUGUUUCAGCUGCGUCUCAGCGUACCACUUUAGUGUGUUGACAAGUGAAACGUGUACGCGUAGUGUGGUUGAGAGGCUGCUAAACAGUAGGAUUCGAACGAGUCCAAUCUCGUCAAGGAUUGUCACAGUUCCGAUGGAGAAUAACGAGACGACAUCAACUACUCAUGAUUCGCACGGUGUCACAAAUGGACGUCUAGCGAAAGAUGUAGAGGAGAUUAAAAUACCAGUACCAUGGGGCCACGUCAGCGGCAAAUGGUGGGGCUCCAAAAGCAUCCAGCCGAUAAUAGCAUUACAUGGUCGUCAAGACAAUGCUGGCAGCUUUGACACGUUAAUACCAUUGUUACCAGAUGAUGUUUCUGUUCUUUGCUUGGACAUGCCCGGGCACGGUUUAUCGUCGCAUUAUCCGAAGAGUCAAUUUUAUUAUGUCUAUUGGGAUGGUAUCAUACUUCUCCGUAAAAUAAUUGAAUAUUUCAAAUGGAAUAAGGUGAAACUGCUCGGGCACUCGUUGGGUGGUGCUAUAGGCUUUCUGUAUGCGGCAACGUAUCCCAAUGAAGUCGACUUCCUCAUAAGUCUGGACGUUGUUAGUCCACUCGUUAGGAAUGUUGAAAAAAUAGCUUCUCUUACUGGAGAUUACAUUGACAAAUUUUUGAAGUACGAUCUGCUGAUGCUGGACUGCGUACCAUGCUACGAGUACGAUGACAUGAUAACAAUAGUGGAAAACGCUUACGAGGGGUCCAUAACAAGGGAAGCAGCAGAGAUAUUAAUGAAACGCGGUAUGCAACCAGCUCACGAAAGGGGCAAAUAUUAUUUUUCCCGCGACCCGAGGCUAAAGGUUUCGUUCUUGGGCGUGCUGUCUCUGGAUUUAAUACUUCAAUUCGCAUCCCAAAUAAGAUGCCCUUACCUCAACAUUCGUGCAAUUCCCGGGCAAACUAUUCACGGUGAAAAUUAUGGGAAAGUAUUGGAGAAGGUGGAAGAAGGGGUUAGAAGAUUCGAGUAUCACGAAGUAGAGGGCACCCAUCAUGUGCACUUGAACGAACCUGAAAAGGUUGCGCCUAUAAUUAAUCGUUUUCUGCGAGAUUAACAUGCAUAAAUGUUAAUUUAUAAUUAUUAGUAGAUGCCAUUACUUAAGGACAAGGUUGUAUCAGAAAACUUUUGUGUGAUAAACGUUAGAUUCAUGUCUUUAUGCAAGAGUUACUGUAUGCUGAUGUGAAUUGCUUUACAUUGACGCACACAGUGCUAGAUUGUCAAAUUCUAAAUACUGCAUUUAUGAAAAUGAUGUGCGAUAUUUAUAUACGAAAACGAGAUAACAUCUUCGGCUGUGAUAAAGAAAAAUGUGUAGAUACAGCUAAACUGGGGAAAUAUCGAAAUAUAUCAUAUGUUUUAACUGAUGUGUUUCUAACAUAGCACUCCGCUUCCAUAAUUAUACUGAGUAAUCAAAUAAACUAUUUAAUUUAUUAACA